GGUGAACGGGAAGCAGCAAUCGGGAGGCGAGUAAGUAAAGGGCUGUGUCUGCUGCUUUUACCCCCGAGUGAGACUGUGUGAGUGAGAAAGUGAGUGUGUGUGUGAGGUGUGUAUGUGUGUGUGGCUUUUCGGUGAGCCUACUGGUGCACGCUGGCCUCCCUUUCCGGGCGCUCACUGGUUUGAGGCGGGCAGUCGUCCUAUAAAAGUGUUGCCUCCGACGGGCUUGUCUCUUCCGUUUGUCUGCGCGAGACCCGAUCCGCUUCGGACAGCCUGCAUUCUCAGUCACACAGGGUGCGUUAUUGAGUGAGAGUGAGCGAGUGAGUGCGUGCGGGAGCGACGAAGAGAGCGAGAGAGAGUCAGCGAGGAGGAGAGCUUUACAUUCCCCUUCGUUUCGUCGCUUAUACUUUGUUGCAGUGCGUCUCCGCCGAGGGUGACGCGGAGCUUAGGUUGGCAUUAAGUUAGGCGGAGUUUUGGAGGGGGGACGCUGGGCGUGGUCGACCAGUGGCGGCAGGGGAUAAAGCGAGGAGCGACUGCGUUACUGACGCUUUUGGUGCGCGAGCGCACUCUCUCGGAACCUCCGAUUCAGCGCAGUAGAUCCGUGUGCGCGGGAGAGGAAACGAGACUGGAAUUGGUGUGCCGUAUGUGGACGGAGUUAGAGAGUGGUUGCGGUUUGCAUGUCUAGGGGUUGGUUCAGUGGUUCAAGUUUUGGUCGAUAGCAGCAAGGGUCUGCGUUCAGCUAGUAUCCGCGGCUGUCUGGAGUUUCAAGUAGGUCUAUUGGACUCUGUCCUUCCUUGCAAGGUCGAUCAAUCCUUGGUGUGGACGAGCUUCUGCUUGGAUAUCCCCUUUUCAAUCUUCUUAUCUUCUCCGGUGCGGUAGUGUGUGUUCAUGAUCAGAUUGAGAUUGCGUCUAAGCUAGAGAUUUCAGAGCCCUGAUUUCCACCUUCUCCGAAUGUGCAAUCCAAGAGUAGAGUUGGACAUCUGCGGCUACAUCACAUUAUGAGUCAUAUCUGGAUCUACUACAUUCCUACCUACACGCCGCUAACUCCCCUCGGUUAAAAUUAGAAGGCAGACAUCUCUUUUUGCUUAACGAAGAUCAAGUUCAACAUGAAUAUCUUUGGGAAAGCUCUCUCUGGAGAGACCAACAACGACAUCUACGAUUCUGGAGAAAACGGAAGCAUUGACUAUGGAAGGCUGGCGGACUUCAGGCCGCGGAAGAUUGACACUUACAACUCCCUCGAUGAGAGAUCCCUCAAUGACAUCAUUUCCUCAGGUCUAUCCUCGCCUCGCCCUCCCCGGCAGCUAGAGACCGUAAAAAGUUCUGAGUGCUUGGAGGCUCUGCUCUCUCCAAGCAUUCGCUCGUCAGCGGGAACUCCUCGAGAAUAUCAUGCUUUCGAGCCUCAUCCAAUGAUUGCAGAUGCAUGGGAGAGACUUAGAUUGUCUAUGGUAUACUUCCGGGACAGGCCAGUAGGCACCAUAGCUGCCUUGGAUCCCACAGAGGACUCACUAAACUACAAUCAGGUGUUUGUCAGAGACUUUGUACCCAGUGCAUUGGCCUUUCUAAUGAACGGUGAACCCGAGAUCGUGAAAAAUUUCUUGCUGAAGACACUUCGGCUCCAAUCCAUCGAGAAGAGGAUCGACUGUUUUACUUUGGGCGAAGGCGUUAUGCCUGCAAGUUUCAAGGUCCUGCAUGAUCCCGUGCGGAAGACAGAUACUAUGAUUGCGGACUUUGGGGAAAGUGCAAUAGGGCGAGUUGCACCAGUAGAUUCAGGGUUCUGGUGGAUAAUCCUUCUUCGUGCAUACACGAAAUCCACCGGCGAUCACACUCUGGCUGAUAUGGCCGACUGCCAAAGGGGCAUGAGGCUAAUCCUAACUUUAUGCCUAGCGGAUGGGUUUGAUACUUUUCCAACUCUUUUGUGUGCUGAUGGCUGCUGUAUGGUGGAUAGAAGGAUGGGCAUUUACGGGUACCCAAUCGAAAUCCAGAGCCUUUUUUUCAUGGCUCUGCGUUGUGCUAAGGUCCUUAUCAAGCCUGAUGGUGACGGCAAGGAAUUUUUGGAAAGGAUCGACAAAAGGCUUCACGCAUUGAGUUUUCACAUGCGAGAGUACUUUUGGCUAGACCACCAGCAGUUGAACAACAUCUAUCGGUUUAAGACGGAGGAGUAUUCACAUACUGCGGUGAACAAGUUCAAUGUGAUACCGGAGUCUAUACCAGACUGGAUAUUUGACUUCCUGCCAUUAAAGGGUGGUUUCUUCAUCGGCAAUGUUAGUCCAGCACGGAUGGACUUCCGUUGGUUUGCCAUCGGUAAUUUCAUGGCAAUCUUGGGCUCACUUGCAACAUUCGAUCAAGCUUCCGCCAUCAUGGACUUGCUUGAAGCGAGAUGGCCAGAGCUUGUAGGCGACAUGCCUCUUAAAGUAACAUACCCUGCAAUGGAGGGGCACGAGUGGCGCAUUAUCACUGGAUGUGACCCAAAGAACACUAGAUGGAGUUACCACAAUGCUGGGUCUUGGCCAGUUAUUCUUUGGAUGCUGACAGCUGCAUGUAUCAAGGCCGGAAGACCGCAAAUUGCAAGACGAGCUAUCGAGCAAGUGGAGACUAGAUUAUCCGCUGAUGGGUGGCCCGAAUAUUACGAUGGGAAACUUGGACGAUACGUUGGAAAGCAGGCCCGCAAGUUCCAAACCUGGAGUAUCGCAGGUUAUCUCGUUGCCAAGAUGAUGUUGGAAGAUCCUUCCCACUUGGGAAUGAUCGGACUAGAGGAGGAUAGGAAGAUACAAAAGCCUUCUCUCACUAGAUCUGCAUCUUGGACAGCUUAAGGAAUGGUUGGUCUCAUAUUUUAUUUGUCUACGAAUAUCCUAUCAUAAAAGCUUUCAAUUUGUGGCUGUGGAAUCUGGAUGGAAGUUGGUGCAACCAGAAGAAGCAGAGCAUGGAGAUAAUCUUCCUAGGAAGUGCCUCUGGUCUUUUGCUCUCGAACGAAGGAUUUCACCAGUGAAGGCAAAGCAGAGGCUUGUACAACAAAUCAUUUGGGCAACGGGCCACGGGCAACGGUUCAUUGUCGUAGAAAACAGUGAGAAGGGUCAUCACUGAAGAUAAUCUUCAUUCAAGAAAACCAAGGAUGGUUAAGGGAAAGGGAAGGCAAUGCUCCGUCUUUCAACAACGGACAUGGGUGUGGUUUAUAGGAAUGGAGGAGUCGGCAUGAAACUUUGGGGUCAUCCCAACUUUUGGAAGUGCUUCACUUACCACUACGCUUGAUACCCCUAACAGGCAUGGUGUGAUUGAACUUCCAUGAAGAUGUAGGACGCCGAUUUAACCCAUGUAUUACUAUGGUCUCCAUCCUCGUUCGAGGAAAGGCACGUAGAAGGUGUAAGAGUUGUACAAUUCUGAAGGGCUUGCUUUCGGAUAGCUUAUUUGGACAUAGAGUGCAGCGGUGGUCACAUGAUAAAGAAGGCCAUACCAAAGAUGUAGACUUUAGUUACAAAUUUCCCUUUUUAAGGGCAAAUUCAUUUUUUUCAUGCGUCACGGAGAGCGCUUUUGAUGGUGCUGCUGCACUUUUGUAUUGCUGGUCGUACGCCCUAGUUGAGUUUGCCAGCAACAUUCACAUCAACAUCUGUGUCUGUACUUUCAACUCUUUUCACUGGCUACUUCGGCAUCCAGUCUAUAUUGAAAUUUAUCAAUUCUAACUUCCCAGCUUAAUCAAACUGGAAUCAUUUUUUGCUA
Messenger RNA from Physcomitrium patens, 3708 nucleotides. Its product is annotated as putative alkaline/neutral invertase F. Gene Ontology annotation, molecular function: endo-alpha-N-acetylgalactosaminidase activity; sucrose alpha-glucosidase activity. The record is from RefSeq and is a predicted model, not a curated record. NCBI's taxonomy places the organism in Eukaryota, Viridiplantae, Streptophyta, Bryopsida, Funariales, Funariaceae. Gene Ontology annotation, biological process: sucrose catabolic process.